CGGAGUGUGAGAGGCCCAGAGAGCCAGCAAGAGGGGAACUGAGAUCAGUUACAGCAGGGGAGGCGAGCAAGUGAUCUGGGAGCAGAGGGGGUAGAAGCAGCUCGACUUGUAGAACGGUGAUAAGGUGAAGAGGGGGAAAAAACUAAAACAGAAAGAGGGGAGUUUGUCCAUGUAGAGGACUUUGGAAAGACAGGACAGCCAGGCAGAGGAGGGGGGGGCAGUGGCAGGGUCAAAGACAGGCAGAUAGACAGAUAGACAGACAGACAGGGAACACCUGGACCACUCAGGGCAUUAAGUUACUUUGAGAUUUCCUCAAUAGCAAAGAAACAUGUUCGACUGCAUGGAGGCUCUGGGGCUGGCCCCUCGGCCCCUCUUCGAUGUGUCCAGGCAAGGCUCCUGCAUGCUCAGCAAGGCCACCCCUUACUUCUCCGGGCUGGACCCUUUUGCCUGGGCUGGGACAAGCAGUGUUCAGUCCGUGGAGACCCAGAGCACCAGUUCGGAGGAGAUGGUGCCAAGCUCUCCUUCGCCGCCUCCUCCUCCUCGCGUUUAUAAGCCGUGCUUUGUGUGCCAGGACAAGUCAUCUGGUUAUCACUAUGGAGUGAGCUCCUGUGAGGGCUGCAAGGGUUUUUUCAGGCGCAGCAUUCAAAAGAACAUGGUGUAUACGUGCCACAGAGACAAGAACUGUCAGAUCAACAAAGUUACCCGCAACCGCUGCCAGUACUGUCGGCUGCAGAAGUGCUUUGAGGUCGGCAUGUCCAAAGAAGCGGUGCGUAACGACAGGAACAAAAAGAAGAAGGACGUGAAGGAGGAAGUGGUGCUGCCCGAGAACUACGAGCUAAGUGGAGAACUGGAGGAGCUGGUCAACAAAGUCAGCAAAGCUCACCAAGAGACCUUCCCGUCUCUGUGCCAACUAGGAAAAUACACCACAAAUUCAAGUGCUGACCACAGAGUGCAGCUGGACUUGGGCCUAUGGGAUAAGUUCAGUGAGCUCUCCACUAAGUGCAUUAUAAAGAUUGUGGAGUUUGCCAAGCGGCUACCAGGCUUCACUACGCUCACCAUCGCUGACCAGAUCACCCUCCUCAAAUCUGCAUGUCUGGACAUCCUGAUGCUGAGGAUAUGCACUCGCUACACACCAGAGCAGGACACGAUGACCUUCUCAGAUGGCCUGACUCUAAACAGGACCCAGAUGCAUAAUGCCGGCUUUGGCCCGCUCACAGACCUGGUGUUUGCCUUCGCCGGUCAGCUGCUGCCUUUGGAGAUGGACGACACCGAGACAGGGCUGCUCAGCGCAAUCUGUCUCAUCUGCGGAGACCGUAUGGACUUGGAAGAGCCGGAGAAGGUGGACAAGCUGCAGGAACCGCUGCUAGAGGCCCUGAAGAUCUACACCCGACGCAGACGCCCGAACAAGCCCCACAUGUUUCCCCGAAUGCUGAUGAAAGUCACAGACCUCAGGGGAAUCAGCACCAAGGGUGCAGAAAGAGCCAUCACACUAAAGACAGAGAUCCCCGGCCCCAUGCCUCCCCUGAUCAGGGAGAUGCUGGAGAACCCGGACUCCUUCGAGGACAGCAGCGACUCGGGCGACAGCGGCGCAGCUGCUCCCCCUGCCAUUCAAGCCAUCAAGCAAGAGGACAAGGCCACGUACGAGUCAGCCUUCGAGGAAGAAGAGGAGGAGGAAGAGGACGACUAUUGGGACGAGGAGAAAGAGCGAGGGGCAGAAAGCGACGGAGAGGCGUGGGGGGAGGCGGCAGCGGGCGCGCAAAAGAAAGGCGUGACAGGGAAGACGCAGUGAGACAGAGAAAGAGAGACACAAGACGACACCGCUGCCUCGCACGGAUUCGCCGAGCGCCACUGCCGAGCAACGUCAGCUCGUAGAAACCUCACAGAUUAAAGCUCUUAAAACGGCGUUUCGCACAGCACAUAUCCGCGUAUACUGUACAUACUGACUGAAAGGAAAAUGUGUUCAAUUCAGUGUAGCAAGUGAGGAAUUUGGAGACGCAAAAGCACUACAUUUCAGUGGAUUGAUGAGGGCACAGUUAAAAAAGAAAAUCACAGUGCCAGAAUGUUUAAAAGAUAUAUAUAUAUUAAAAAAAAAGCGUUUUGUCCGCACAAAGACAGGAAAAACAGUUGUUGAGAGACAAAAAAUGCACUCCUCCGCUAUCUAUUAAGGGCUAUGCUUUGUAUAAAAUUGAUGGUAAGAGUACAUUGCAGCAACAGAACUCUUAUGUGGCGUCCAGAUGCCACAGAUGUCUUCUCAGAAUUACUUUUAUUACUAUUCAGAGAUAUGCUACUUAUUUUUUCAUUGUAUGGUUUUUAUAAGCAUGUACACAUUACUGUUUUGUCUUUUGUUUGUUUGUGGGACCUCGUGUUGCUUUUUUUUGUGUAUAUUUUCACACUCAGUGCUCGCAUCUGAUUGGACAUUUGUGCUUUUUAUCGUAUGCGUUAGUUUUAUCGGACACAGUGAAGCAAUAGCAGAAGAAAAGAGGAAAACAAAAAGGAAAAAGAGCAAUAGCUAAAGAGUCAUGAGCAGGACUCAAACUCAAAGUGUGAUCAUUCAGGAUUGUUGAUUGGCUAAUCUGAAAGAAAUGCAAGAGGACUUCAGCUUUAAUUCAAACCCUGGUGCUUGUGGGCCAAAUAAUAAAAAUGUCAGAGAAAUGCGGGAAAACAUAUCUCCAGUUGAUCAGGGCCACGCUUCACCUGUUUUUACAGCAUUUCUUUUCUUUUCCAUCAGACGUUCUUCUUUCACACAGGUUAGGAAUCAUUCAAACUUUCAGUACAUGCACUCGUUCAAACAACCAGGUACAGUUAAGCCAUAAGAUUUUCUUCCUGUUUUUUUAAGGCAAGCAAAGACUCAUCCAAGCAAACACAACCAUUAAAAGCCGUUUACAUCACAGAAACCUCAGAUGUGUGUGCGUGUGUGUGUGAGUGUGUCCCAGUAAACAGGUUGGUGUAAUAGACAUGUUACAUCACUGCUAUCAUCCACAUGAGUGAGUGUCCAAUUAUCAGCAUCUGUAAAUGUGUAUAAAAUGGAUUUUGCAACAAAAAAUUUUAAAAAAUGUACAAAUAUUAGAUAUUUUUUUCUUUAGGUUGGAGAAAUCCCUCGCACGUACACUUGUUUUGGGACUGCUCGAGUUCUGGCCAACAACCGUCCAACACAAACAGGCACUGAGUGACUGAGUGGGGUUCUCAUGUGUGCUAUGUUGAUAAAGACAGAAGGCGCGUUAAAUAAGAAAGGCCCACCAAGUUUGCUCCUAAAUUUGGUAAUUUUGCUGUUUUAUUGUGAAAACUUUAGAACCAAACAACUGUGGGAAAGGACAGAACACACCUUGCACACGAUCAGCCCGACUCAAACUGUUCAGUAUUUAAAAGUAUUUCUGUUUCAUAUAACCAUGAUAGUUUGGAAUAGGUUUUUUCCUUCUUUUAUUUGUUUUAAAACCUUUUUAUUUUUUUCUGGAUUUGAGCUGGUGCAGUUUAAAAAGAGCUCUACACACAAGUGUGGCAUUUAAAAAAGAUCAAAUAUGGAUUUUACGUUACAUUUGGACGAAAACAAAACAUUUACAAUGCUUACUGCUUUUUAUUAAGGUCGUUGUCUCUGUCAUGUUCAGGGAUUCAGGUUCCUCAUGAGUUUUAAUUCAACUUGACUUGUAUCAAAAUAGCUUUGAUGGCUCUGACAUCCAUGCACUCACACACACACACACACACAAACACACACACACACAUGGAAAUCCAAAAACUGGGUUGAUAUGUUCUUGUUUUUACAUUUUUAUGAGAAGUCAAUACUAUAUUUUGCUGUUUGGGGGCUCGUGAUUUGUUAUUUGUUGUUUCUUGUAUUUUGAUAAAUGCUCUUUUUGUUCUCAGACCUUA
Molecule: messenger RNA, 3861 nt
Organism: Pelmatolapia mariae (spotted tilapia)
Lineage: Eukaryota; Metazoa; Chordata; Actinopteri; Cichliformes; Cichlidae
Product: retinoic acid receptor gamma-A-like
Exons: 8
Coding region: 329-1789 (486 amino acids)
Biological process (GO): cellular response to corticotropin-releasing hormone stimulus; regulation of transcription by RNA polymerase II; retinoic acid receptor signaling pathway
Cellular component (GO): nucleus; transcription regulator complex
Molecular function (GO): nuclear glucocorticoid receptor binding; RNA polymerase II cis-regulatory region sequence-specific DNA binding; zinc ion binding
Source: RefSeq, a predicted model, not a curated record